Molecule: messenger RNA, 1173 nt
Organism: Venustampulla echinocandica
Lineage: Eukaryota; Fungi; Ascomycota; Leotiomycetes; Helotiales; Pleuroascaceae
Exons: 2
Coding region: 1-1173 (390 amino acids)
Source: RefSeq, a predicted model, not a curated record
AUGACGCCGCUACCAUCAGUCUUCGCCGCUUCAGCAACUGCCACGAAGACUAAUUUCACAGGCCAGUGGGUUAACCCGGGCGAUGCUUUCAAUGUAUUACUUAUCCUGGGUGGUAAUAUUGUUGGCCAAGCACUCGCUCAACUCGCAGGCCACGGGCUACCACCCGUAGCCUUCUCCUUUGGAUGGGUUGGCUAUUCUGUCUCGGCUUUGCUGUCAGCGGUAGGGGAGAACAAGCUUUUGCCGAGCACUCCCGACUGCAGAUGCAAGUUGAUCAAUGGCAAGACGGGCCACGCGAUUGAAAACUCGAGCUGGAUCGUGGGAAGGCUUGUACGAGACUUCCCUAGUUGGAACCAUAUGUUGACAGUGAAAAAAACUACAGAGGUGCUAGACGCAAGGUGGAAAGAACUACAGGCAGAAGAUCCCAAUGCAAAGCGUCCAGAUCGGGCCAGUCUUCUCGUGACUAUUUACGAACCGAGCACCGAACAUCCGGCCGGGGUUCCUCAACGCGAUUACCUCUAUUGGAGUGGCAUCUGUACUUCUAUCCUGCAGCUGGGCAUUGCCGCUAUCCCCUUUGGCUUUUUCGGCGACUGGGGUGUGCUCAUGGUCACAGCCUGUGGCAUAAGCCUUGCCUUUAUCACCGCCUGUCUUCCACAAUGGAGAAAAGAGAAAUGGGCUUGCCGAAGGCGGUCAAACGACAGCUAUAUUAUCACUAGAGGAAAUGGUGCACAGCAUGCCAUUGCUAUAUUGGGAAAUGGGCAUGGGUUGAACUUGGAGGACCUAGGAGCGGGUCAGACUAACAUGAAUGCGUCCGUGAAUAGAUUAACGAAAAUUUCUGUUGUCGGACUUUUUAUAAUCUGGGUUCUGCUCCUCAUCACAGCUAGUGGUCUGAGGACAAAUACGUGGUUCCUACUUGCUGUUGGUGGCAUCGGAAUUCUCCAAAACGUGUUUGCUGCUGGUUGUAGUCGACGGCCGGAGAACUUCGGUAUUCCUCUCCGAUUUGUCGCCGUCUUCGGUCAUACCAAGGUCAUGAGGACCCUGUUGGAUGUCGAAAGGAGGUUCCCAAUGCUGGGAAGAAGCAUGCGGGGCGAGUUCUUCCCUGGAGGACUUCGCGAGAGCGAGAUCAAGGAGUGGCAUGAACUCGAGGCAAGAAAGAAAACAAAAGGAGGAAUUUAG